UUUUCCUCUCACCCGUCCUGCCUUUCGGAUUUCCGACCUUUUUUUUGUCCACCGUGAAGCUCGUGGAUAGCGGAGGGAUAAGAAGAAAGUCAGAUGAUGUCUCUGUUUCUCAUUCCUCUCCGGCCACCGGCCGUUGCUCUGCUGGUAAACGCCGGCCUUCCCACUUUCAGGAGCCAAGCUUUUCCUUCAAGUAGAGAAGGCGGGGGAGUUCUUCCCGGUCGUCACUCUCUGUUCGCAGAAUCAAAGGGAAUCCAUACUCUGAGCAUCAGAAAAUCCAGAGAACUCCCGUUCGCAUGCUUCUAUGAUACGAAGAAAGACUUAGAUAAUGGUCUUGCAGACAAGCGAUUGGGAGUAAAUUGGCCCAUCCUUUCUCGAUGGGAUGUGCCUUGGGAGUGGCAAACUGUUCUGUUCUCCAUGAUUGCUUGUGGAGCAAGCUUUGCUUUGACAGGCUUGGUUGAAGCAGUCGCGUUGCCAUAUCUUGGUUUUCAAGGUGGAGAAGUAAGUUUAGAUCAGAAGGCAGAGAUACUUUUUGCAGGACAGUUUGCUGUGACAGCUAGUGUUCUAAGUGUUCUAUAUGGCAUAACUAAUACCUUUCGUCCAUUUCCAAAUGAUAUCUUCAACUAUGAUCUGAAGGAACCAUUUGAUCUUCAAAACGGUUGGCUUCUCUGGGCUGGGGUUGGACUGUUUGGCGCAGUAAUUGCAAUCGCCUUGGUAGGAUUUCUCUUGAACAUCAUGAAUUCAGAACAGCCACAAAGAGAGACUGAUGCUUUAAUACGAUUAUUGCCAUUGAUUGGCUCCUCAAGUAUCAGCACUGCUUGUCUAGUUGGCAUUACAGGUGUUUUGGCCCCGGUACUUGAGGAGACGGUGUUUCGAGGUUUUUUUAUGGUAUCCUUGACUAAGUGGUUUCCAACGCCAGUUUCAGUUCUUCUCAGUGCUGCAGUUUUUGCUCUUGCACACCUCACUCCUGGAGAGUUUCCUCAGCUAUUUGUGCUCGGGACUGCUUUAGGGUUUUCUUAUGCUCAAACGCGCAAUCUUCUCACUCCCAUCACCAUUCAUGCAUUUUGGAACUCUGGAGUGAUAUUAUUACUGACAUUUCUUCAGCUCCAAGGUUAUGAUAUCAGAGAGCUAUUGCAGACAUCUUGAAAGAUAUUGAUAGAGAUCUCUUAUUUCGAGAAAGACGAAGCAGACAGAAAAACAGAACAGGGAGAGAAAUUUGUGCUUAUGGUGUUCUUAUUUUUAUCUCUGUGCUUAUGGUGUUCUUAUUUUUAUCUCGUCUUGGACGUUGAGAUGAUUUAUAUGACACUAAAUAGUAGUUAACUAAAGUUGAUUUAUAUCAGGUAAUUGGAUUUAUGUCCCGUUUGAUUCUUAUUGCACAAACAUAUUGAGAGCAU
Dendrobium catenatum is the source of this 1391-nucleotide messenger RNA. RefSeq lists its product as uncharacterized. Gene Ontology annotation, biological process: CAAX-box protein processing. The record is from RefSeq and is a predicted model, not a curated record. Gene Ontology annotation, molecular function: metalloendopeptidase activity. The transcript has 10 exons. NCBI's taxonomy places the organism in Eukaryota, Viridiplantae, Streptophyta, Magnoliopsida, Asparagales, Orchidaceae. The coding region runs from base 94 to 1143 and encodes 349 amino acids. Gene Ontology annotation, cellular component: membrane.